Molecule: messenger RNA, 7607 nt
Organism: Canis lupus familiaris (dog)
Lineage: Eukaryota; Metazoa; Chordata; Mammalia; Carnivora; Canidae
Gene: MDGA1
Product: MAM domain containing glycosylphosphatidylinositol anchor 1
Exons: 17
Coding region: 126-2990 (954 amino acids)
Biological process (GO): homophilic cell-cell adhesion; synapse organization
Cellular component (GO): plasma membrane; neuronal cell body; axon
Molecular function (GO): axon guidance receptor activity; protein binding
Source: RefSeq, a predicted model, not a curated record
CCGCCCCCUCCGCCGCCUCUCGGGGGAAGGGGGGACGCAGGGGGCAUCGCGGGGCCCCGGCGGAUGCGCCCCCCGCCACCUCUCGGGCUGCGCCGCCUCGCGGGGAUGAAGCACCGGCCGUGAAGAUGGAGGUGACCUGCCUUCUACUUCUGGCGCUGAUCCCCUUCCACUGCCGGGGACAAGGAGUCUACGCUCCCGCCCAGGCUCAGAUUGUCCACGCAGGCCAGGCAUGUGUCGUGAAGGAGGAUAACAUCAGUGAGCGUGUCUACACCAUCCGGGAGGGGGACACCCUCAUGCUGCAGUGCCUUGUCACCGGGCACCCACGGCCCCAGGUGCGCUGGACCAAGACGGCGGGCAGCGCCUCGGACAAGUUCCAGGAGACGUCAGUGUUCAACGAGACGCUGCGCAUCGAGCGCAUCGCGCGCACGCAGGGCGGCCGCUACUACUGCAAGGCAGAGAACGGCGUGGGCGUGCCCGCCAUCAAGUCCAUCCGCGUGGACGUGCAGUACCUGGACGAGCCCGUGCUGACGGUCCACCAGACGGUGAGCGAUGUUCGAGGCAACUUCUACCAGGAGAAGACGGUGUUCCUGCGCUGUACUGUCAACUCCAACCCGCCGGCCCGCUUCAUCUGGAAGCGGGGUUCCGACACCCUAUCUCACAGCCAGGACAAUGGGGUCGACAUCUAUGAGCCCCUCUAUACCCAGGGGGAGACCAAGGUCCUGAAGCUGAAGAACCUGCGGCCGCAGGACUAUGCCAGCUACACCUGCCAGGUGUCUGUCCGCAAUGUGUGCGGCAUCCCAGACAAGGCCAUCACCUUCCGGCUCACGAACACCACGGCACCACCAGCCCUGAAGCUGUCUGUGAAUGAAACUCUGGUGGUAAAUCCUGGGGAGAAUGUGACCGUACAGUGUCUGCUGACAGGCGGCGAUCCCUUACCCCAGCUUCAGUGGUCCCACGGGCCGGGCCCGCUGCCCCUGGGUGCUCUGGCCCAGAGUGGCACCCUCAGCAUCCCUUCAGUGCAGGCACGGGACUCUGGCUAUUACAACUGCACCGCCACCAACAACGUGGGCAACCCUGCCAAGAAGACCGUCAACCUGCUGGUGCGAUCCAUGAAGAAUGCUACAUUCCAGAUCACCCCAGAUGUGAUCAAAGAGAGUGAGAACAUACAGUUGGGCCAGGACCUGAAGCUGUCAUGCCAUGUGGAUGCAGUGCCCCAAGAGAAGGUGACUUACCAGUGGUUCAAGAAUGGCAAGCCAGCACGCAUGUCUAAGAGGCUGCUGGUGACCCGAAAUGACCCUGAAUUGCCUGCCGUCACGAGCAGCCUAGAGCUCAUUGACCUGCACUUCAGCGACUAUGGCACCUACCUGUGCGUGGCUUCCUUCCCAGGGGCACCAGUGCCUGACCUGAGCGUCGAAGUCAACAUCUCCUCUGAGACAGUGCCUCCCACCAUCAGCGUGCCCAAGGGCAGGGCCGUGGUGACCGUGCGGGAGGGCUCGCCCGCCGAGCUGCAGUGUGAGGUCCGAGGCAAGCCGCGGCCGCCGGUGCUCUGGUCCCGCGUGGACAAGGAGGCUGCGAUGCUGCCUUCGGGGCUGCCCCUGGAGGAGACCCCCGACGGGAAGCUGCGGCUGGAGCACGUGAGCCGCGACAUGAGCGGGACCUACCGCUGCCAGACGGCUCGGUAUAAUGGCUUCAACGUGCGCCCUCGCGAGGCCCAGGUGCAGCUGAACGUGCAGUUCCCGCCCGAGGUGGAGCCCAGCUCCCAGGACGUGCGCCAGGCGCUGGGCCGGCCCGUGCUGCUGCGCUGCUCGCUGCUGCGGGGCAGCCCCCAGCGCAUCGCCGCGGCCGUGUGGCGCUUCAAAGGGCAGCUGCUGCCCCCGCCGCCCGCUGUCCCCGCCGCCGAGGCCCCCGACCACUCGGAACUGCGCCUGGACGCCGUCACCCGCGACAGCAGCGGCAGCUACGAGUGCAGCAUCUCCAACGACGUGGGCUCGGCUACCUGCCUCUUUCAGGUCUCGGCCAAAGCCUACAGCCCGGAGUUUUACUUCGACACCCCCAACCCCACCCGCAGCCACAAGCUGUCCAAGAACUACUCCUAUGUGCUGCAGUGGACACAGAGGGAGCCCGAUGCUGUCGACCCCCUGCUCAACUACAGACUCAGUGUCCGCCAGCUGAAUCAGCACAGCGCCAUGGUGAAGGCCAUCCCGGUGCGGCGCGUGGAGAAGGGGCAGCUGCUGGAGUACGUCCUGACCGACCUCCGUGUGCCCCACAGCUACGAGGUCCGCCUCACGCCCUACACCACCUUCGGGGCUGGUGACAUGGCCUCCCGCAUCAUCCACUACACAGAGCCCAUCAACUCUCCCAACCUGUCAGACAACACCUGCCAUUUUGAAGAUGAGAAAAUCUGUGGCUACACCCAGGACCUGACCGACAACUUUGACUGGACACGUCAGAAUGCCCUCACGCAGAAUCCCAAGCGCUCCCCCAACACUGGUCCCCCCACUGACAUCAGCGGCACCCCUGAGGGCUACUACAUGUUCAUUGAGACAUCAAGGCCCCGGGAGCUGGGGGACCGAGCCCGUUUGGUGAGUCCCUUGUACAAUGCCAGCGCUAAGUUCUACUGCGUCUCCUUUUUCUACCACAUGUACGGGAAGCACAUCGGCUCCCUCAACCUCCUGGUGCGGUCCCGGAACAAAGGGGCCCUGGACACGCACGCGUGGUCCCUCAGUGGCAAUAAAGGCAACGUGUGGCAGCAGGCGCAUGUGCCCAUCAACCCCAGCGGGCCCUUCCAGAUUAUUUUUGAGGGGGUUCGAGGCUCUGGCUACCUGGGGGAUAUCGCCAUAGAUGACGUCACACUGAAGAAGGGAGAAUGUCCCCGGAAGCAGAUGGAUCCCAAUAAAGUGGUGGUGAUGCCGGGCAGUGGAGCCCCCCGCCAGCCCCACCCACAGCUCUGGGGGCCCAUGGCCAUCUUCCUCUUGGCAUUGCAGAGAUGAUGAGAACUGCAUGGCCCCUCACCCCGCCCCCGGCACACCAAAGUGUCCGCAUCGUACCAAAGACUGACCCCCGCCAGCCGGGGUGCCCAGGGGCAGGGCCGGCCCGCCAGGGAGGGGGCCUACGUUGGCUGCGAGGAUGAGCAGAGGAUGAGCAGAGAACGAGGACAGAGGCCUGGCGCUGAGGCCCCGGAGACGGUCGUUUGACACACGCACACACUCACACUCACACACACAGAGAUAUAUUAAAGCACAAGUUUCUAUCCGACCUGCCAGCACCUUCUUUUCUGCGGAGACAAGGGACUCACCUGAAUGGUGUCCGCCACCCCAGGGACCUCGGCACCACGUGGGCCUUGUCCUGGCUGCACCUGUGGUGUGUUUCUGACUUUCUCUCGUUCCUAACUCAGCCCAGUGGCUUUACCAGAGGGGAGCCAGAAGGGGAGCAGACUCGGGAGCCCUACCCUGGGCUGGACUCUGUGACUCCCCAGGAUAGGGGAGGCCUGGGUCGAAGGAGGCCGGGGUGGGGGGGGGGUACUUUGUGAGCUCUGUGAAUGUCCCUCUGCAGGCAGUGGCGACAGGGGUGGGGCACCUGCUGCAUGCCCUCAGUUUUCAGGGCAAGGGCUGGAAGGUGGGGAGACCCCAGGUCACCUUGAUCCCUUGACCUGUUCCUCAGAUAUCAUAUCCUCCCCGCACUAUGCCCGUUUGAAGGGACCCAGCACAGAGUCUUGGGCCUGGGCAGUCUGAAGAUUGCCGCCUUCCUUCCUGCCCCAUCUGACCCCACUCCCACCCCACAAGGAGCUGGAUUCCUGAGAGCACAAUCUCCAACCUAGUCUGCUGGCCUAACCUCAGCGCCCACCUGUGUCUCAAAGGGGUAGGAGGUGGGGGGUGGGAGGAGGGGGGUAGUGGCCAGCCAUUUUCUGGGAUGAGGCUUCCCUUUGAGAGGAGCAGAAGGGAAGGCCUGUUUUCUUGAGUAGUGCAGAGCCUUCGUUUUCUAUAUACUUGGCAUGAAGGGGUGCCCUGGAUGGGAGCGUGUAUAAAGGGGGUGCCCCUGUUCCCCCUCCACUGCAAAGCACCGUCUAGCUGGCUCUUCCCCUCCCUGCCCAGGGGUUUGUGGAGCUGGGCAGAGGGCCAUUGCUGGCCUCCUGUGUUGCCUGGGAGCCAUGCUCCCAUCCAGAACUGUGAAGAGGCUCCCUGGUCUUGGGUUCUGGGUUGGGCGCCUAGAUGGGCACAUUGGGAUCUAGGCCUUUCCUUUUCAAUGUCACCCCUGAAAUCCCCCCCCACACUAUCCAUGGGAGAGAGAGGCCCAGCCCCUUCCAGAGUGAGUCUUCGUGUAUGUGUCGUACGUGUGGCCGUGUGUGUGUGUGUGUGUGUGUGUGUGUGAGUGUGUGUGUGCACAUAGGUGCAUGUGUGCACGCCUGUCUGUGCUAGUAUAGCACUGUGGGCACGUCUCUGGGCAGGAGUAUGUGCAGAUUAUGAGUCUGUACGUGCAAUUACACAUAUCUGUGAGGCCGGGUCUGCGGCUUCGGCAUGCGUGUCCACCUUCGCGAGUGACAUGAAUGUUUGUGGGGUGCCGGCCAAAUAUACCCCUCGCAGCCCUGUUCUGUAGCUUCAAGCUGCCCGAUUCUCUAUGUUUUAUCCCCUCUGGAUGACAAAGAGCUUACAGAUGACCCUAUUGAAAUGCAAAAAGCUUUGGUGGGGCGUGUUACAGGGCUUGGCCUGGAGCAUUCGGUGGGGACAGCUGCUGGGAAGAGGGAGCACCGGCAAUGCCAAGAGGCAGGCAGGGAACCAGAGCGGAGGCUGCCCACGUCGUGGCUUUGCCAGGCCCACGCUGUCAUCAUCACCAACAGCUGGUGGGUGGCUGGGCCAGGCCUGGAGUGGGGCCUCCGAUCCCCGACCAGCCUGGCUGCCUCCUUGGCCCAGCCAAGGCGUCUCCAAUUGAGUGGCUCCAGGUUCCCAGGACACACUUCCAUCACGUCUGCUGAGUAUUGUUCCUUAAUUGUCCCAUCUGUGCAGGGUCUGUUGCCCCAACUAGACUGUGAGCUCCUCCUCUGAGCCUUCCAACCUUCUCCCCCGCCCCGCCCCAACCUCCUGCCCAGCACAAGUGGGCCUGUUAUGGAAAUCACAGCAGGCUUUGCCCAGUGGAAUGGAUUAUAUAAAUCAGUGCUUCCCGGCCCUGGCUGCAGAAGAGAACCACUGGAGGGUCUUAGAAAGCACUGAUGCUUGGGUCCUAUGCCCAGAGGUUCUGAUUUAAUUGGACUGGUGUGCAGCCUGGCAUCAGAAAUGUGUAACGGCUCCUCAGAAGAACCCAGGAACGAGAACCACUGGCCUAUCACCAGCCAGGUGCUUCCUCUGUGCCCUUGCAGGGGUGGAUCCAGAGAUUCCAGAGAGGAAUAGCACCGAGCCCUUCCUCCCCGUGGCACUGAGGUCCUCGGUCCUCACGUGUGGAUGGGCAAGGGUGGUGCACGUGUGUCUGUGUGUGCAGGCAGGUGUGCAGGGAGUGUGGGUGUCAGUGGGUAUUAGCAUAACAGUGUGUGAUGUGAGUGUCUAGUGUGUGCCUGUCUGCGUGUGGGAGGAUGCGGUCUGCAAGACAGAGCGUCUUCUUGUGUCCCUGGGUGGUGACUGUAGGUCAGCAUUUGUGUGUCUGCCUGUGAGUUGGCACCUCUGUCUCAGUGUCACCUAUGCCGUGUGUGUCUUUCAGUGCCCGUGGGUGUCAGUGUCUGUGUGCUAGUAGGUGGUUCGUGAAGACCCCCCCGCCCCCCAGCCCAGGGGAGACCAGGCUGGCUGGAUCCAGUGCAUCUCCCCCGUGGCAGUCUCGCCCUCUGGGUCAGGGUGGCUGAGGCAUUUUGUGGCCUUAAAACAGGGAGUCCGGGGUCAGCUCUCAAGGUGUUGGGGUUGGUUCACCCCUGUCGCCCCCAGUUUGAUGUCUUGGGGAGACCUCUGGGGCCAGGUGCUGUACAGGUAGAAGCGGGGGAGUCUCAGCUUGGCUGUCUUGCCCUUGGGACCAGAGACAGCCACCUAGGGCGCCGAGCUAAGCCUGCAGGCCACCCCUCAGCCCUGGGAUGCUCCGCCCAGCUUGCCUUCUCUGGGAUACCCUGCCUCCUCUUUCCCAUUCAUUCUCCCUUCUCCCUUGGUGGAAGCCCCUGGCUCAGGCUCUCACUGCCAGGAUGGGCCUCAGAGGUCCUUCCGUAAAUGAGAAAGGCACAGGGGUGGGGGGACGGAUUGGCCCAACGUCACACAGCCAGUUGGAAUGGAGCCAGCCCUGGAAGCCCCAUACUACAGCACCCAAGGGUGUCACAUUGCUGGCCACUGCCGCCUGCCUGGCAGCAACGAGGAGCUUGGUCAAACUGCCCUGUCUCUGGGCGCUGGCACAGAUGUUACAGAUGUUACUGGGCACCUGCUCUAGGAGAGGUACUGUCUCCCUGCCCCAAAUUCUGGCCUCUCAUCCCAGGCCACUACUCCUCCCACCCCAGAUCAGGCCUGGGGGCCAUGUGGAUGCUGCCUCCCCCUGCCCACACUGGUUUUAGCUGCUGUGCAGGCUCCCAGAUACAAGGGACUGUUUGGCCUCCUCGGCCGUCUGUCUUCAUAUGAGCCUGGGCUUGAAAUGAAAGUCAGUGUGUCAUGGUGGGCUUCCCCCUAAGGACCAAGAGGGCUGGGGUGAGAGGGUACAAAGUCUUGUGUUUUCCUCUCCCUGGACUCAGAGGGCUUGGGGAUAUUUUCAAGGUCUGUCCCAAGGAAUGGGAUAGAUGAAUCUGCUCUGGAGGGUCCCUGUAGGGCCACCGGUUGAGGUUCUGGGUUCUGGGGAGCCCUGCCCACUUCCAAAGGCAAGAUAGCAUGCCCCUCUCUGUCGAAUCAGUGCUGUGUGUGAGAGUGUGUCUGUGAUGGUAAGGGUGGGGGUGUGUAUCUCUGUGUAUGUGUGUGUGUGUGUGUGUGUGUGUGUGUGUGUGUGUAUGAGGUGUGUGUACAUGUGUGAGGGUGUGUGCUGGGGCAGAAGGACCACCCCUUCCUAGGGAUCCCUUGACCCUUAGAGCUGGAAGGGACUUUCGAGACCAUCUAAUCCAGUGUCCUCACUGUACAGGUGAGAAAGCUGAGGUCAGAGAGAUGGCAUUUGCCCACCAUCACCCGUCCUUCAUGUCACCUGCAUUCAUUUCCCAGAGGCCCCACUAGAAGUGCCCUCCCUCCCAUUACCUCCUCACCUCCUCCCAGCUACCCCCAUAAUCAUCAUCUCAGCUCAACUCUGUCUCUGUGGUCUCCAAGCAUCCUUCCUGCCCCAGGUGGCCAGCUCACCAAGGCCUUUAUCCCCAACCCAGGAGACGGGGCAGGGGAAGGAGGGGACAGCUCCAGCCCUGAGGCCUCACAGACUUGAGAGAAAAGCCAACCCCUCCAUGCCCAGGCCCACCCCACCACCAAGGUAAAAGCACAACAGGAGACCCUCAUUAAUGGGUGAAAGGUAUUGGGGUUGUUUUAGUCACACGACCCCAUCCUCACCCCUUUGCCUUGCUCUCUGUCUCCACCCCAGCCUCUGUCCCCUCUUUGUCCCUCUUUCACCCCCAAGACCCCCCCAAAUGUAACCUCUAGUUGCGGACGCGGUUGUUUCAAUCAAUAAAGCUGCAGUGUUCUAGU